GUUUCGAAUCAACGAGACUGGAGACCCCCGUCUCUCUCUACGACAGACGACAGGGGAGCGUGAAGAGCGGGACUAAAUAAAUGCAGCGAGAGAGGGAAAAGGGGCUGCCGAGAAGAAAGUCGGAGGAACGUCCCUGACCCACGAUUCUUCGGCCCGUGAACCCAUCAAGGUGAAGUCACGCAACGCGAUUCAUGUUACCCAUCUAAGAUGUGAUCGUGUUUUUGGUGUUCCCAUCUUAGCAAAAUCAAGUUUAUCAUGCCAAUAGAGGAGAAAAUUUUUGGAUGUUCGUUUUCUUGUUCCUAGAAAGAUCAGGUGUGAUAUUUUCUCGUGCACUGAGGAAGAUUAUGCUUGUGAUAGGUCAUUGCAGGAAAAUUGUGGUUUUGAUUGGUGGUUAUUUGGGUUUUUGUGGUGUACUGGUGCGUAUUCGUUUAAUUGCCUAGGCAGAUUCUACAUUAGGUUUGAGGUGGGUGGUGUAUUGUUGAGGAAGGCUGCCGAUGCCAUUUCUUAGUCUUCAGAUUGGUAGGGAAGAUAGGGACGGAAGUUUCGAGGAAGGAAGCUCAGAAUCGAACAGCAGAGAUGUCGUGGGCGAGCGCAGACGAAAUAUUCCUCUCCACUUCACUCGCUAGCUACCUAGAUAAAAAACUUCUUGUGUUGCUUAGAGAUGGGCGCAAGCUACUCGGAGUUCUUCGUUCCUUUGAUCAAUUUGCAAAUGUUGUGCUUGAAGGUGCAUGUGAGCGUGUAAUUGUUGGAGACCUAUACUGUGAUAUUCCUCUUGGUCUUUAUGUUAUCCGAGGAGAAAAUGUCGUUUUGAUUGGUGAGCUGGACCUUGAAAAAGAGGAACUUCCAGCUCACAUGACUCGUGUUUCAGCUUUGGAGAUAAAAAGUGCUCAAAAAGCUGAAAAAGACGCUACAGAUCUCAAAGGUUCUAUGAGAAAAAGAAUGGAAUUUCUAGACUUGGACUGAGGAUGAUAGUUGUUCUACUUGCCUUCCAGUUACGGCGUCACAGCUUGACACGUACUGAUGCGUACUGAUAAUUCCUUGACUGUGCGCAAGAACGUUUCCAGCAUUUCCUGACUUUCUCAUAACACUAUCAAGCCUGGUUGAUUUUCCUUUGGCAUUUGGUUCAAGAAUUUCCUAUUUCCACAAUAAUGGCAAAUCAGCUAAAUAGCCUAGAAAUUCCUUGCUGAAGGGAAGCGUCAAGGGUUUGCACAGGGUGAAGCUUUUCUUGUUCUUUCCCUUUUUAGAGUUUGGUUUACAUGUAUCUUGCUGGAGCAGGUGAUUAGGAAAUUCCUUUUCUUUCCAUUUUCCACAGUUGUAUGCCGGAGGCAGGAAUCUGGCUAAUUGGGGGGAUAUCUUUUUUCUAUUUCCUUCCCAAUUGGCACAGGUAAUUUAAUUGAAGCUGGUUUUGGUGGAUCUA
Nymphaea colorata (pocket water lily) is the source of this 1417-nucleotide messenger RNA. Its product is annotated as sm-like protein LSM1B. The record is from RefSeq and is a predicted model, not a curated record. The transcript is spliced from 6 exons. NCBI's taxonomy places the organism in Eukaryota, Viridiplantae, Streptophyta, Magnoliopsida, Nymphaeales, Nymphaeaceae. Gene Ontology annotation, cellular component: Lsm1-7-Pat1 complex; P-body. Gene Ontology annotation, biological process: deadenylation-dependent decapping of nuclear-transcribed mRNA. Gene Ontology annotation, molecular function: RNA cap binding. The coding region runs from base 577 to 963 and encodes 128 amino acids.